Messenger RNA from Lobosporangium transversale, 4623 nucleotides. RefSeq lists its product as hypothetical. Gene Ontology annotation, biological process: negative regulation of transcription by RNA polymerase II. Gene Ontology annotation, molecular function: transcription corepressor activity. NCBI's taxonomy places the organism in Eukaryota, Fungi, Mortierellomycota, Mortierellomycetes, Mortierellales, Mortierellaceae. Bases 267 to 4472 code for a protein of 1401 amino acids. The record is from RefSeq and is a predicted model, not a curated record. Gene Ontology annotation, cellular component: chromatin; Sin3-type complex. The transcript has 10 exons.
CUUAUCCUCUUCGUCCUUCGAUUCGUCUACCAACCAUUAAUCCCAUCUACAUCACACUUGCUGUUCAGUCACAGCCUCUAUUCAGUUUUCCUCUCCUCUUUAUUCCUCUUUCCUUUUGGUCUAUCAAGGCGAAAUCUUUCUUCCUUCGCGUUUGUUUACUUGUUGCUGCAUUACUAGCUCAAAGAAAGAUAACUCUGGACACAGCGACUGCCGCCUAAAUAGCAUUUUUAAUUUCCAGAAAACCUACCUUCAUUGUGAGCACCUAGAUGCCUGCUCCCCCACCUCCAUCCGAGGAAAAACCUCAGUGGGCUCGGGGCCCUGGACCUCAACAAGGGUACUCAUCACCGUCAGGAUCCAUGCCGCCUCAUCCUUCUGGUUCCCCAUAUCCUCAUCAUCUUCCACCUGUUGUUGGCGGUCCUCAAGGACCUGACCAACACCCUUCAAGCCAGGGUGGACCUGUCUUGCCGCCACCCCCCAUGUCGAUGGUUGGCGGGCCACCACCAAGAUCCGGCCCAUCUUUGCCCUCUUCCCGUCCCCCAACCAGUCCGUCUUUAAGCAGCGUACAUGGAAGCAAUCCACACCCUUCGGCUAUCAUGCCACCAUCGUCUCAUGGUCCUCCGCCAAGCCACAGAGCGCAGGAUGGCCAUCACCAACAUAUGGCAUCGUCUCCUCAGCCCAAUCAUAUGGCGCCAUCCCCACACCCUGUGCAGUCGCCACAUGGUCCACACCCAGGACCGCACGUAUCAUCCUCAAUUAACCAACCACCACCAGUCAACGCACCCGGACCCGGACCUGGACCUGGAUCUAGCGCUCCUCCUGCUCAGCAGACCCCUCCAGCUCCUGGUGGUGGGCCAACUUCUGCACCUCCGCCUUCUAGCAGCUACCGUCCCCUCAACGUUAGAGAUGCACUGUCAUAUUUAGAUCAAGUUAAAGUACAAUUUCAGGAUCAACCAGAUGUAUAUAAUCUUUUCUUGGAUAUCAUGAAGGACUUUAAGAGCCAAAAUAUCGAUACGCCAGGAGUUAUUGAGCGCGUUUCAACGCUGUUCAAAGGCCAUCCAACUCUCAUCUCUGGUUUCAAUACAUUUCUUCCUCCAGGCUACCGUAUCGAGUGUCUCAGCAAUGCAAACGAGGCGAACAUGAUUAGAGUUACUACACCUUCUGGACAUACAACGACGCAGAUGGGAGCACCUAUAGUAAUUUCAGAUAGGCUUCCUCCUCCUGCGCCGCAGCAUUACAACCAGUCUUCAUAUCAUAUGCAGCAGGGAAGUGGAUACCAAAACUCAAUCCCAUCUAUUUCACAAAUUCAGCUUCCCCCAGUCAAUUCUCCUGGGUAUAUGUCACAGUCCUCGUCGCAAGCUAUGGCUCCAUCUGGGGCACAAGGCGGCACCAGUAGCAAGAAAACUCCUGUAGAGUUUAACCAUGCAAUCAACUAUGUCCACAAAAUCAAGAACCGAUUUGUGAAUGAUCCUGAAACAUAUAAGCAAUUUCUGGAGUUGUUGCAGGCAUAUCAGAAAGAGAUGAAGCCAAUCACUGAUGUGUACGCCCACGUCACUCAGUUAUUUAAGAAUGCACCUGAUCUACUGGAUGAAUUUAAGCAGUUUUUGCCAGAGAAUGGCAACCCACCCAAUCCUGAACUUUUCGAUGAAAUGAUGCCUCAACCCUCGACACCUGCGCCAGCUCCUCGUUCAAUGCCAGUCCUCAGUACACUCAGUAAUGGCAUGGCUGUCGGUGAUUUCCCUAGCCCUUCGCCCAGCGAUAUGUAUGCAAAGAAAGGCAGUCAACCUCCUCCCAAUCCCGUUAUGCAGGGUGCGGGAAAGAAAAAAAGACCACCCACUGGCACAAACGACCGACCUUUACCCGAUGGCGUUGCCGGUUCCAACAAGAAGCGUAUUAAGCAUAAUCAUCCUGAGAGCGGCGGUAUUUCACCGCCUAUCUCAGCCACACAGGCCUCCGUUGUAACCAAGAACCCUGCUAGUGUUGAAGAGCUUGCCUUUUUUGACCGUGUUAAACGAUUCUUGGGAAAUAAGCAAACUUACAACGAGUUUCUCAAGCUGCUUAAUCUCUUUAGUCAAGAUAUUUUGGAUCGCAAGCUGCUGGUCGAAAAGGUGGAAACUUUCCUAGCUCCGAACAAGGAUCUUAUGGAGUGGUUUAAGGCGUUCGUUGGAUGGGAUGGCAAAGACGAAGUUAUCGAAAAUGUCGCAGCGUAUCGAGAAAAAGUUGACCUCAACACUUGCCGAAGAUAUGGCGAGAGCUAUCGUCUAUUGCCAAAGAGUGAGACCAUGUUGCCUUGCACGGGUCGCGAUGAAAUGUGCUGGGAGGUAUUGAACGAUGUCUGGGCCUCUCAUCCUAACUGGUCUGGGGAAGGCGAAGGAUUCAUGCCUCACAAGAAGAAUCAGUUCGAGGAGGCUUUGCAUAAGUGCGAGGAGGAGCGUUAUGAAUUUGAUAUGAACAUUGAGGCCAAUCUGCAUACGAUUGCUCUUUUGGAGCCCAUUGCCAAGCAAAUCCAGAGCAUGUCAUUAGACGAGCGGGCCCGGUUCAAACUCCCUGAAGGUCUUGGAGGGUCCUCUAAAACUAUAUAUAAGCGUAUUAUCAAAAAGAUUUAUGACGAUGAGCGCGGUUCCCGUGGCGCUGAAGUUAUUGAUGCCCUCCAUAACAAUCCCGCCAUUGCGGUGCCUGUCGUUCUCAAACGAUUGAAACAGAAGGACGAGGAAUGGAAGAAAUCGCAGCGCGAUUGGAACAAAGUCUGGCGCGAGGUUGAUUCUAGAAACUUUUAUAAAGCAUUGGAUCAUCAAGGCUUUACGUUCAAGGCGACAGACAAAAAGUAUAUUACAUCCAAGGCUCUUGUCGCAGAAAUUGAGGCCCUUCGUCGGGAACAGAUUGACAGACGCCUUGUUCCCUCAGUUCGUCCACGCUACCAGUUCCAGUAUGAUUUCAAAGACCCCUCCCUCUUCCGCGACACCAACAAUCUUAUCCUAUCCUUCCUUGAUCGCCAAAAUUCAUAUGUCAACAGUGAUAGAGAGAAGAUGGAGAGUUUUAUCAAGGAAUUUGUACCUCAGUUUUUCUGCUUGGAUAGUCAAUUCAUGAAUGAAGUCGAUGUUAUAAUGGGAGGAGGAGGAGAUGAUGAAUCAACCUCAAUAGAUAAAGAUCGACAUGUGUCGAAACAGGGAGAUGCACAGGUGAAAGUGGAGCCUAAGGAUGAUUCCAUUGCCGUUACUGGUCCUAGAGUACCAGUAUCGGCUGAUAAAGACCAGGCACGCACUUCGUCUCCCAAUACCAACAACACGUGGAUCCAAGUUGGGAACUAUGAUGUCAAGCCUACCAGCUUGGGAACUAACCCUGCCUCCGAUGAAACGAAGCGUAUGGCGCAUAACUUUUUCGGUAACCAGUACUAUUACUGCUUCUUCCGCCUAUAUCAGCUUGUGUAUAUUCGACUGGAGACUAUUAAACUUGCGGCUUCUGAAUUGAGCAAAACUGCUUCGGAGCGCAAGAUGAUCAAUCCUGCAGCUAUUGAUCUUGGCUUGCAGGAUCCUGAGACUGCCGAGCCGGAUAUGGGUGAAUCUGGCGAUAGCUACAUCAAACUCCUAGGAUUGAUCCAUAAGGUCUUUGAUGGAGAGCUGGAGCAAAUAGCAUUCGAAGAGCAGGCUCGUCAUAUCUUUGCGACCAAAGCCUAUAUUGUGUUUACACUGGACAAGGUCAUUGCAGCUUUGCUCAAGAAUGUUCACGUAAUUGUAACUGAUCAACGAUGCAAUGAACUUAUCGCUAUGUUCGUCAAGGAUCGUCAGCAUGAAAAGAACAGUAGGAGGCAGCAAAUCAUAUAUCGCAUGCAAGCAGAUGCAGUUGUUGGCGAUGAGAAUCUUUACAAGAUUGAAUACGCCAAGGAUGAACUGUCAAUGACCAUUCAGUUACUAAGCAAGAAUGAUUAUACGUUGGACACUGCGAUUUCAUCGGAGGAGAAAUGGGGAUACUAUAUUGAUAGCUAUGUGCUGCUGACACCAACAGAAGGUGUGCUCCCAUCCAGUUUCCCAACGUUCUUGAAAAGAAAUCUACCCUCCAACAUCCCGGAAGAACCACAACAGGAUAUCGUCACCCACAGUGGGUUGGAAGUAAAGAUUUGUAUAAAUACAUACAAGAUUUUCUUUGUAAACACGACCGAAGAUUUUUUCCAGCGCAAAGGCCGUAAAGUGAGCAUGGAAAAAUUGGCCAAGAACAGGGCACAGCGAUCACAGAAGAUGCAAACUUGGCUGAAAUCCACCCUUGAGGAGCAUGGCUCAGAUGAGACUGAACUGACAUCUGCGUUCCAAAAGUGGGCUGUCGAGGGACCAGAAGAUGUUAAGCAGGGAGUGGUGACAAAUGUCAAAACAAUACCAGCAACAGAGCAUAACCCAGAGAGGAAGGUUUAUAUUACGACCAUGCCUAAGGAUCCUACGACUGAGGAUAAGGAUGUGACGAUGGUCAGUGUAGAAGAUUCAUAGCGACAGUGCAUGUUGCAUAUUCCACAUGCUUUGUAGAAUUGUAUCCCGCCUAUGCUAGUUCCUGUUAUCGUCGAUCGAUAAUACGAGAAUGAUUGAUUGCUUUACAUAUAGUAUUUUUUUUAAUACAUUUUGCUGUAUGCACGUAACUAUG